AUGACUCGAAAUAACCUUGCCGACCAACUCUCCUGGCUCCUAAGCAACGCCGCGUUAUCGAAACCACGUCUGCGAACGUUUCCUUGUGCUGGCGACUCCUCUUCCCUCAAUACUUCGCAGCCGUCUUCCAUUGAAACUGGCGCAGCGCAUCGACUUCGAUCAUCUUCAAGUAUAGGCUCACAGACAAAUCCCCGCCCGCGAAGCCGCGCGUUAGAUAAUGCUGUCAACUUAAACGGGUGGGGGGAGGACUUCGUGGAUACACCGCAAGUAACAGUGUCAGACGACAGCAUGGUUCGAUUGGCCUCAACUACGAAGUCCAAGAGGCCUACUCUUAUUUCCCAACCACAGAAGCACCUUCCAACUUCAUCUGCUACUGAUAACCCUGGAUCAAAAGCUCGACCGGCGCCUACUGGAAACAAUGCUGUCUCAAACACACCAAAGAGCACACGAAAGCAUUCGCCUCAAAAACGGAGUAAUUCCCGAGAAUUCAUGUCGCCAAACCCGAGUCUAGACCUCGCCGAUUUUGACGCAGAUGACCUAGAAUGCAUGGAUCUUACAAAGGAUUUCACCGGUGUAACCGCCUCGACAGAAAAGAGUGACGACGUUCAAAUAUGGGAUACUACUAGUGCUUUAUGGUCACCACUGCCUCGUAGCAGUAAGAAACGGAAGAGUAAUGGGAUAAGCAGAGCUGAUACAGCAGAAAAGGAGAGCUUUCCUGAUGUGUACGAUAUCCUUGGCACCGAGCCACCUGUCUCAACUCCCGGGAGCCGGUCAGCUAUACGCCGCGCUGGCUUGACUAGCACUUCAAAAUCACGUCGUAAACGGGACGUGAAGGAAACACCAAAGGAUGUGCCAGGAGACUUCGGGAGCGAUACCCUCAAUGAGGUCAUGGCCAGUUUGUCCUCACCCUCUCGGCAUGCGGCCGAUCGGCGGAACCAGUCAUCGUUAUCAAAGUCGCCGACCAAGAAGUCUUCAUUUCCGCAGCAAGAAGAUAGCACUAAGAAGAGGAAAGUCAACCCCUACGAAGGCAUUCUACCCCAGGACGGGCUGAAGCGGUAUGGAUUAUCCACUGACGCCAUGGAAAUGGAUGACUGUGUUCCGGAUUCAGAUGAGGAAUUCCUCACACCUCCCUCGCACAACACAUCUGCCAUUACUCAACCAAAGCAAUCAGACUCGAGCGGUGACACAAAUUUUGUACAAAAUGUGAUUUCGAGGAGUCAAGAAAGCGCAUCCUGGAGCCUGUUGAACUCGCCUUCUACUCGAGCCAUUGACCAGAACAGGGCAGACUGCACAGGAAUUACCUCAAGCUUUAGUACAGAUAAUUCUAGGAUUGAUGUCCUGGAUUUGGUGCCGGAGAAAAGCAUCCCCCUCGACCAGGCACCGAAGGUGUUGGAGUAUAUAUCCACAAAUUCGGAAGCUUUGACUAAACGACGUGAAGCUAUUGUAGAAGCCAUUCAGCGCAAUGGCGGUGAGUUCGUGAAAGCAAUCAACGAGAGAUGGCCAAAAGAGAAACGCAGCCAGGUUAAGGCUGAAAAAGAACGGCUUUUGAGGCAACAAAAAGCUGCUGAGGAAUUGGGUAAUUCAAUGCAGCCAUAUCGAGAAAUAUGCGAGAAAAGAGAAGCUCUGGCACAACUGGUGGCGCGGUCGUAUGCUGAAGGCAAUGAUACCGACGACGACGAGACUCGACUUGACGCACUUACGGACGUGGUUCAAGAACAAGAAGAAGGGCUUGCCAAACUCGUCAUUCAAGCUGGAUUUGAUGAAUCCAACUUACCCAUGCUGGCACCGCCGCCUUCUUUGUCACCAAAACGGGGGAAUACAGUAGUAUUUGGCACACAACCGUUGAACAUGGGGAUGGUCGAUGUGUCUCAUGGUCCGCGGGAUUCUUCUGCACAUGCUACUACGCUUACGCAAAUUGUCCAUCAGACUCAACUGCCAGACAUCCCCACGCCACGCUCACGUCGAACGGCAACACAGUCAGUACCGGGCAAUUCCAAUAAAGCUUUAGUAUCAAAGGAUGGUGAGGGUGCCGCAGGGGAGCUGUUCCCCAGAGAGACAUUACCCUCAACAGUGGAUACCAGGACUCGACGUGUGCGCAUUGCACCGACUGCUACCGAGGACAUGGAAGACGACAUGUUCUCAGAGUUUGAUGAAGCUGACUUGCGACCGGUCCAUACGGCACGAAGCAGAGGCACGCCCUCUCAGGUACCGCACAACUUCGCUUCGGGCCGGACACAAGACAAUUUCAGCGACUUCAGUGACGAUGAUGAUAUACUGGCUUUUGCAGAGGACUAUGAGACACGUCAAUCGCUGGGAGAUGACGGCUCAAGUUCUCGUCGUGUCUUCUCAGAAACAUCUGGAAACGUAAUGCCUCCUCCUAAAUCCAAAGGACCGGCAAAGCGGCCAUCUGCGCCUGUGUUACCAGAGCUCAGAAUACCACCAGAAUUGAUGAAGCAUCCGUGGUCACCAGAGGUCCAGAAAAUGCUAAAGGACCGGUUCAGAAUGAAAGGAUUUCGGCAGAACCAGCUGGAGGCAAUCAACGCCACUUUGGGAGGUAAAGAUGCCUUUGUUUUGAUGCCUACAGGGGGUGGUAAAUCCCUGUGCUACCAGCUGCCGGCAAUUGUUAGAACUGGAAAGACACGGGGUGUAACUAUUGUUGUCUCCCCAUUGCUGAGUCUAAUGCAAGACCAAGUCGACCACAUGAAGGGUCUCGGUAUCCAGGCGGUAGCCUUCAAUGGAGGAUGCUCAGCAGAGUACAAAAGACAAAUAAUGAGUACUUUUGACGAACCGAGCCCAGAGCACUUUAUCGAGCUACUUUAUGUUACGCCGGAGAUGGUGAGCAUGAACGCUGCCUUUAACAAUGCGAUGCAAACGCUGUAUCAAAGAGGCAAAUUUGCACGACUGGUAAUUGAUGAAGCUCACUGCGUCAGCCAAUGGGGCCAUGACUUCAGGCCUGACUACAAAACUAUUGGUCAGGUCCGCAUGAGGUUUCCCCGAGUUCCUUUCAUGGCCCUGACCGCCACUGCCACCCAAAAUGUCAUCGUUGAUAUCAAGCACAACUUGAACAUGGCUAAUUGCCAAGUGUUCUCGCAAAGCUUCAACCGCCCAAAUCUGUACUAUGAAGUGCGGACCAAGAAGUCCCAUGCGAAUGCUACCGAGAGCAUUGCCUCGCUGAUAAAUGCCAAGUAUCACAACACCACCGGUAUUGUGUAUACACUUUCAAGAAAGCAAGCUGAGGAAGUUGCACAAACGCUUGCUGGUUAUGGUAUUGCAGCCCGCCACUAUCAUGCGGCUAUCGACCCUCAAGCCAAGGUCGAUGUUCAAAGAUCAUGGCAAAAAGGCGAUAUCAAAGUCGUUGUUGCCACAAUCGCUUUUGGUAUGGGUAUAGACAAGCCUGAUGUCAGAUUCGUCAUGCAUCACGGCUUGCCCAAGAGUCUAGAGGGGUACUACCAAGAGACCGGUCGCGCUGGCAGAGAUGGCAAGCCCUCCGACUGCAUUCUGUUUUAUGGAAAAGCGGAUAUAAGAGUCCUGAAAAAGAUGAUUGCAGACGGAGAUGGUAAUAAUGCACAGAAGGAACGCCAGAUGGUUAUGCUCAACCGGGUCACGGCCUUCUGUGACAACAAGUCCGAUUGUCGACGUACUGAAGUGCUUCGCUAUUUUGGAGAAGACUUUGUGCCGAGCCAAUGCCAAAAAUCCUGCGACAACUGCCGGGCCGGGCUGGUCUUUGAACAACAAGACUUCUCAGAAUAUGCCAUUGCUGCGAUUCAGGUCGUCCAUACUCAGCGGCGUCUUACAGCUAGUCAAUGCGCAGACAUCCUGCUUGGCAAGAAGUCCCCUGCCCACGAGGAGUUGGUUUCUGACGGACAAUAUGGUAUAGCCAAAGGCUUGAAGAAGCACGAAGUUGUUCGGGUCAUUGAUCGACUAUCGGCUGAAAAGGCGUUUCAUGAAAAUAACGUGGUUGGAAACUAUGGUGUAGCUAUUCAAUAUCUUGAAGUUGGAUCUACUGCCCACCUGUUCCUUACUGGCCAGCGUAAGCUGAUGCUCACGAUCCAAGUAGACGACGGGAAUCGUUCCAGGACCAAGUCCUCGGCUAAAAGGACGACUAAGAAAAAGGGAAAGGAACAAGACAUUCAAGCCAUGCAGUCGACAUAUGUCUCUUCCCCAGUGGAGAGACGAAAGAGGAGGAGAAAGGUUGAGGGGAGUGACGAUGAAGAAAAUUUUCCAACUACUUCAAACGGCUAUGCUAACGACGGAUUUGUCGUCUCGGAUAACGACAUGCGAGAAGAUGACGAUGAAGAAGAAGAAGCUUUUGAGCCUCUUCCCAAGCAUCGUCUAGCCAAGGCACCUGCCAAACCUGCAGGAAAGAAGAAAGCUGUGCCCUCAGGGCCACCCAUCACUUCUAACAAGCGCGUGGAAGACCUGCCCGAGAUCCAUCAAGAUCUGGUCGGCACGUUUGUGACGGAAGCCCGAAAGGUGGAAGAACACAUCCGCAACAAGAAGGAGCUCAGACGCCCCCUCUUCACAGAGCGAGACCUUCAAGAAAUGGCCAUACACUGGACAAUAUCUCUCGACAGAAUGAGUCGCAUCCCCGGCAUCGACGUGGACAAGGUUCAGGAACACGGUCGAAAGCUACUUCCCAUAUUGAAACGACAUCACAACAUGUAUCGAGAAAUCAUGGAUGCCGAAACUCCCAACGAUGACGACCAACAAGUGGUGGACUUGGUAAGCUCAGAUCUUGAGCCCGACCAAGCAGAAGAAGACGUCGACUCGCACUACUUCCAGCCCAAGUCACGACCAGAAGUGGAAGCCUUCCACAGCAAACUCCAAGACCUGAGCAGCCAACGACAGAGCCAGCCAAAGCCCAAGUCGUCCUAUUCACGAGGGAGCGGCGGGGGGAAGAAGUACUUUGCCGGCAAGAAGGGGCCCCGAAAAGCCUCGGGUGGCGGUGUCCCCAAGCGUAAAGGUAAUAGUUUCGGAGGUCGAAAGGCGAGUGGCUCUUCAACUGCACGGUCAACCGCGGGAACCAGUACCGGGAAACGAGACGGGAAACUCGUCAAGAAGAGUGGUGGGGGGAUUGGCUUGAUGCCCGUUUAG
This is a messenger RNA of Metarhizium brunneum ARSEF 3297, 5094 nucleotides long. RefSeq names its product ATP-dependent DNA helicase hus2/rqh1 (gene rqh1). Gene Ontology annotation, cellular component: chromosome; cytoplasm; nucleus. Gene Ontology annotation, molecular function: ATP binding; four-way junction helicase activity; 3'-5' DNA helicase activity. Lineage: Eukaryota; Fungi; Ascomycota; Sordariomycetes; Hypocreales; Clavicipitaceae. Gene Ontology annotation, biological process: DNA replication; double-strand break repair via homologous recombination. The record is from RefSeq and is a predicted model, not a curated record.